Messenger RNA from Hyaena hyaena (striped hyena), 4630 nucleotides. RefSeq names its product nitric oxide synthase 1 (gene NOS1). Bases 226 to 4539 code for a protein of 1437 amino acids. The transcript is spliced from 28 exons. The record is from RefSeq and is a predicted model, not a curated record. Gene Ontology annotation, molecular function: flavin adenine dinucleotide binding; FMN binding; calmodulin binding. Gene Ontology annotation, biological process: nitric oxide biosynthetic process. NCBI's taxonomy places the organism in Eukaryota, Metazoa, Chordata, Mammalia, Carnivora, Hyaenidae.
AGGAGGAAGGCAGACACGGGAAAUCAUGCCACUGACGGCCGGGUGGCAAUGAGUGGGUGAUGCCGCAUUGACGUCAAAGGCGGAGGAGACAAAGCCCCGGAGCAGCUCAUUCCGGAGUUGUCCCAGCACUGGCCCCCGGCCCUUCCUUUCUGUACACCCCAGAGCCUGGCUUUUCCUGGUGGAACCCUGGUGGCCCGACGUAUUUUGAGGUCUUCAGACACACGGAUGCUAGAUGCCAUGGAGAGUCAGGUGUUCAGCGUUCAGCAGAUCCAACCCAACGUCAUCUCCGUCCGCCUCUUCAAGCGGAAGGUGGGGGGCCUGGGGUUCCUGGUGAAGGAGCGGGUGAGCAAGCCCCCCGUGAUCAUCUCGGACCUGAUUCGAGGUGGGGCCGCGGAGCAGAGCGGCCUCAUCCAGGCCGGGGACAUCAUCCUUGCAGUUAACGGCCAGCCCCUGGUGGACCUGAGCUAUGAGAGCGCCCUUGAGGUGCUCAGGGGCAUCGCCUCUGAGACGCACGUGGUCCUCAUUCUGCGGGGCCCUGAGGGCUUCACCACUCACCUGGAGACCACCUUCACUGGGGACGGGACCCCCAGGACCAUCCGGGUGACACGGCCCCUGGCCGCCCCCCCCACCGCUGUCGAUCUGUCUCACCAGUCAUCGGGCAGCAGAGAGCACACACUGGCAGCGGACGGGGCCACGGGUGCUGGCAAUGGGCCACGGCUCGCCCCAGAUAGCGGGCACGAAGCCGGUUCUGUCCCAGGUACCAACAGCCUGGCUCCCAGGCCCCCGGCCCAGGACCCCGCCAAGAAGAGCGUGGGAGUUGUCAUCCAGGACAACCAGAAGAGUGAUUUGCUCAAAGAGAUAGAACCUGUACUGAGCCUUCUCAACAGCGGGAGCAAAGAGAUCAAUGGAGGGGGGCCUCCCAAGGCCCAGACGAAAGAUGCGGAAGUCCAGGUGGACAGAGGUCUGGACGGCAAGUCGCACAAACCACUGUCCCUCGGCGUGGAGAAUGACCGAGUCCUCAGUGACCUGUGGGGGAAGGGCCACAUGCCCGCCGUCCUCAACAACCCGUAUUCAGAGAAGGAGCAGCCCCCUGCCUCGGGGAAACAGUCUCCCACGAAGAAUGGCAGUCCCUCCAAGUGCCCCCGCUUCCUCAAGGUGAAGAACUGGGAGACCGACGUGGUUCUCACUGACACGCUUCACCUCAAGAGCACACUGGAAACGGGCUGCACCGAGCACAUCUGCAUGGGCUCCAUCAUGCUUCCCUCUCAGCAAAUUCGAAGGCCCGAGGACGUCCGCACGAAAGAACAGCUCUUCCCUCUCGCCAAAGAGUUCAUUGACCAGUACUACUCAUCAAUUAAAAGAUUUGGCUCCAAAGCCCACACGGAGAGGCUGGAAGAGGUGAAUAAAGAGAUCGAAACCACCGGAACCUACCAGCUCAAGGACACAGAGCUCAUCUACGGGGCCAAGCAUGCUUGGCGGAACGCCUCCCGCUGCGUGGGCAGGAUCCAGUGGUCCAAGCUGCAGGUGUUCGAUGCCCGCGACUGCACCACCGCUCACGGGAUGUUCAACUACAUCUGCAACCACAUCAAGUAUGCCACCAACAAAGGGAACCUCAGAUCCGCCAUCACCAUAUUCCCCCAGAGGACUGACGGCAAGCACGACUUCCGAGUCUGGAACUCUCAGCUCAUCCGCUAUGCUGGCUACAAGAAGCCCGACGGCUCCAUCCUAGGGGACCCGGCCAAUGUGGAAUUCACAGAGAUCUGCAUCCAGCAAGGCUGGAAACCCCCAAGAGGCCGCUUCGAUGUGCUGCCACUCCUGCUCCAGGCCAAUGGCAACGACCCCGAGCUCUUCCAGAUUCCCCCAGAGCUGGUGCUGGAAGUGCCCAUCAGGCACCCCAAGUUUGAGUGGUUCAAGGAGCUGGGCCUGAAGUGGUACGGCCUCCCCGCUGUGUCCAGCAUGCUGCUGGAGAUCGGCGGCCUGGAGUUCAGCGCCUGCCCCUUCAGCGGCUGGUACAUGGGCACGGAGAUUGGCGUCCGCGACUAUUGUGACAACUCUCGAUACAACAUCCUGGAGGAAGUGGCCAAGAAGAUGAACUUGGACAUGAGGAAGACGUCCUCCCUGUGGAAGGACCAGGCGCUGGUGGAAAUCAACAUUGCUGUCCUCUACAGUUUCCAGAGUGACAAAGUGACCAUCGUUGACCACCACUCUGCCACCGAGUCCUUCAUUAAGCACAUGGAGAAUGAAUACCGCUGCCGGGGGGGCUGCCCCGCCGACUGGGUGUGGAUCGUGCCCCCCAUGUCUGGCAGCAUCACCCCCGUCUUCCACCAGGAGAUGCUCAACUACCGACUCACCCCCUCCUUCGAGUACCAGCCUGAGCCUUGGAACACCCAUGUUUGGAAAGGCACCAAUGGAACCCCCACAAAGCGGCGUGCCAUCGGCUUCAAGAAGCUGGCAGAAGCCGUCAAGUUCUCAGCCAAACUCAUGGGGCAGGCAAUGGCCAAGAGGGUCAAGGCGACCAUCCUUUAUGCCACAGAGACGGGCAAAUCGCAGGCCUAUGCUAAAACCUUGUGUGAGAUCUUCAAACAUGCCUUUGAUGCCAAGGUGAUGUCCAUGGAAGAAUACGACAUUGUACACCUGGAACACGAAACUCUAGUCUUGGUGGUUACCAGCACUUUUGGCAACGGAGACCCCCCAGAGAAUGGGGAGAAAUUCGGCUGUGCUUUGAUGGAAAUGAGGCACCCCAAUUCCAUGCACGAGGAAAGGAAGAGCUACAAGGUCCGAUUCAAUAGCGUCUCCUCGUAUUCGGACUCCCAUAAGGCCUCCGGCGAUGGGCCAGACCUCAGAGACAACUUUGAGAGUGCUGGACCCCUGGCAAAUGUGAGGUUCUCCGUAUUUGGCCUUGGCUCCCGGGCUUACCCUCAUUUCUGCGCCUUUGGACACGCCGUGGACACCCUCCUGGAGGAGCUGGGGGGAGAGAGGAUCCUGAAGAUGAGGGAGGGAGAUGAGCUCUGUGGGCAGGAAGAGGCGUUCAGGACCUGGGCCAAGAAGGUCUUCAAGGCAGCCUGUGAUGUGUUCUGCGUGGGAGAUGACGUCAACAUUGAGAAGGCAAACAACUCCCUCAUCAGCAACGACCGCAGCUGGAAGAGAAACAAGUUCCGCCUCACCUACGUGGCCGAGGCUCCAGAACUUACACAAGGUCUGUCCAAUGUCCACAAAAAGCGGGUCUCAGCCGCUCGACUCCUCAGCCGUCAGAACCUUCAGAGCCCUAAAUCCAGCCGGUCCACCAUCUUCGUGCGUCUCCACACCAACGGCAAUCAGGAGCUGCAGUACCAGCCUGGGGACCACCUGGGCGUCUUCCCUGGCAACCGCGACGACCUGGUGGCCGCCCUGAUGGAACGGCUGGAGGAUGCACCCCCAGUCAACCAGCUGGUGAAGGUGGAGCUGCUGGAGGAGCGAAGCACUGCUCUGGGAGUCAUCAGUAACUGGACCAAUGAGCACCGCCUCCCGCCCUGCACCAUCUUCCAGGCCUUCAAGUACUAUCUGGACAUCACCACGCCGCCCACGCCGCUGCAGCUGCAGCAGUUUGCCUCCCUGGCCACCAGCGAGAAGGAGAAGCAGCGCCUGCUGGUCCUCAGCAAGGGUUUGCAGGAGUACGAGGAAUGGAAGUGGAGCAAGAACCCCACCAUCGUGGAGGUGCUGGAGGAAUUCCCGUCCAUCCAGAUGCUCACCAGCCUGCUCCUGACCCAGCUGUCCCUGCUGCAGCCUCGGUACUAUUCCAUCAGCUCCUCCCCGGACAUGUACCCCGACGAGGUGCACCUCACCGUGGCCGUUGUCUCCUACCGCACCCGAGAUGGAGAAGGGCCAGUUCACCAUGGCGUGUGCUCCUCCUGGCUCAACCAGAUACCGGCUGACGAAGUGGUUCCCUGUUUCGUGAGAGGAGCACCCAGCUUCCACCUGCCCCGGAACCCUCAGGUGCCCUGCAUCCUCGUCGGCCCGGGCACUGGCAUCGCCCCUUUCCGAAGCUUCUGGCAGCAGCGGCAAUUUGAUAUCCAGCACAAAGGAAUGAGCCCCUGCCCCAUGGUCCUGGUGUUUGGGUGCCGGCAAUCCAAGAUCGAUCACAUCUACAGGGAGGAAACUCUACAGGCCAAGAACAAAGGGGUCUUCAAAGAGCUCUUCACGGCCUACUCCCGGGAGCCGGACAAACCAAAGAAGUACGUCCAGGACAUUCUGCAGGAGCAGCUGGCAGAGCCUGUGUACCGAGCCCUGACGGAGCAAGAGGGCCACGUUUACGUCUGCGGGGACGUCACCAUGGCCGCCGACGUCCUCAAAGCCAUCCAGCGCAUCAUGACCCAGCAGGGGAAACUCUCAGCGGAGGAUGCUGGCGUGUUCAUCAGCAGGCUGAGGGACGACAACCGGUACCAUGAGGACAUUUUCGGGGUCACCCUGCGAACAUAUGAAGUGACCAACCGCCUUAGAUCUGAAUCCAUUGCCUUCAUUGAGGAGAGCAAAAAAGACACUGAUGAAGUUUUCAGCUCCUAACUGGCUCCUCUUCCCCAGACGGAUGGCCGGGGGACUGUCCCCUGCGCUCCGGCAGGGCGGGGGGGGCUGCAGGUUUUAUAAGCGUGGACAC